AUGGGCUCCAUAGAAAACCCGGAAGCUAUUGCUUCAGCCAUGAUCCAUAUACUCCCGCUGGCUGGCAAGGUAUAUGGAAUCACAGGUGGCGCAAGUGGCAUCGGCCUAGCCACGGCCCAGAUCCUUUCAAGGCGGGGCGCCACGGUGUGUAUCGCCGACAUUGACCCAAAGGCGAUGGCGAGCGCAGAAGUAUACUUCUCUGGACAGAGCGGUGCUAAAUAUAGCAUUACCAAGGUGGACAUAUCGAAGCGGUCCGAAGUUAAUGCUUGGGUGGACGGGAUAAUAAGCCAGUUCGGCAGGCUCGACGGCGCGGCAAACGUUGCCGGUGUCAUUGGCAAGAUCCACGGCACCGUUCCGGUGUCUGAGAUGGAUGAUGACGAGUGGGAUAGGAUCGUUGCCGUCAACCUCACCGGUACCAUGUACUGCAUGAGGGCGCAACUGAAGAAUAUCGUGGACGGAGGCUCCAUUGUGAAUGUGGCAUCGAUACACGGUCUCAAGGGCUUUGCCAACCAUGCUGCAUAUGACGCGAGCAAGCAUGGUGUGAUUGGCUUGACCAAAGCUGCGGCACAAGAGAACGGUGCCAGAGAAAUCAGGGUCAAUGCCGUUGCUCCGGGUGCCAUUUACACCCCUUUGAUGCAGAAGAACUGGGACAUAACAGGACGACCCAAAGACGCGCCUUUCGAUGACCCCAGCGCUUUCAGAAGACAGGGCACCGCAAUGGAGACAGGAAACGUUAUUGCGUUCCUGCUUGGUCCUGAUAGCACUUUCGUGAGCGGAAGUGUUUAUUCUGUCGACGGUGCUUGGAUAUGA
Pyricularia pennisetigena is the source of this 810-nucleotide messenger RNA. RefSeq lists its product as uncharacterized. Bases 1 to 810 code for a protein of 269 amino acids. The transcript is spliced from 2 exons. The record is from RefSeq and is a predicted model, not a curated record. Lineage: Eukaryota; Fungi; Ascomycota; Sordariomycetes; Magnaporthales; Pyriculariaceae.